This is a messenger RNA of Prunus dulcis (almond), 736 nucleotides long. RefSeq names its product putidaredoxin. Gene Ontology annotation, cellular component: mitochondrion. NCBI's taxonomy places the organism in Eukaryota, Viridiplantae, Streptophyta, Magnoliopsida, Rosales, Rosaceae. The transcript has a single exon. Gene Ontology annotation, biological process: P450-containing electron transport chain. Gene Ontology annotation, molecular function: 2 iron, 2 sulfur cluster binding. The coding region runs from base 50 to 541 and encodes 163 amino acids. The record is from RefSeq and is a predicted model, not a curated record.
GUCAUCACAGUCGACAGCCAAAAGCGUCCCCAAACCUGAAACAAGCAAAAUGGCGAUGGCGAGCCUUCAGAGACUUCGUCACUCCCAAAUCCACCACCGCCUGCCUUCGCUCUCCUUCAUCUCCAGAUCCUCCGCCUCCUCUGCAUCCCCAUCCCCAUCCGCGCCCACCCACUCGGCAAAAGUCUCCGAUCGAAUUGUGAAGCUCUUCGCGAUCGACGUCGACGGGCGCAAGCGCGAGGUGGUGGGCCUAUCGGGCCACACUCUGCUCCGGGCCCUAGCCCAAGGCGGCCUGAUCGACCCGGCCUCCCACCGGCUCGAGGAUAUCGACGCCUGCUCGGCCGAAUGCGAGGUCAAUAUCGCGCAGGAAUGGUUCGAAAAGCUCCCACCACGGUCCUACGACGAAGAGUACGUGCUCAAGAGGAACUCUAGGGCUAGGGUUCUCAACAAGCACUCCAGGCUCGGAUGCCAGGUCGUCCUCACUCCUGAGCUUCAAGGUAUGGUCGUCGCUGUUCCCGAGCCCAAACCCUGGGACAUCCCAUAAGAUUAGGGUCUUGAAAGACUAGGGCUUUAUUCUGCUUUUGGAUAAUAAUAAUGCGAUUGUCUGGCUCAGGUGGAAAUUUGGAACCAGUUUUUUAUGUUGUGAUGAAAUGUUUUCGAUUCUGUGUAAGAAUUAAGAGAAUUGUUGCUCAAUUUCAUGAUUUGAUUAUGUUGGAAUGUUGAAUUGUUUAUUGUGAUG